AUGGAUAAUUCUCCUCCUGAUCGUCGAAUAAAGUCGGUUCCGUAUCCCCGAGCUCGUCUAUUAACUGAAGACCAGUUAUUUAAUUCAUCUUCUGGUUUGCCAUCUAUUCCUAUUUUAAAACAACAUUUACAAGAAGAAGGUCGCCUCGACGAAAGAUGUGCUUUACGUCUUAUUGAACUUGCGCAUCAAAUAUUCGAACGUGAACCUAAUAUGUUAUUUAUUGAACGACCCGUAACGAUUGUCGCUGAUAUCCAUGGACAAUUUUAUGAUCUUUUAACAGUAUUAGCAGGUGGUGGUGAUCCAGCUGAAACACGCUACUUAUUCUUAGGUGAUUAUGUUGAUCGAGGACUAUUUGAAUGUGAAUGUGUAUUUUUAUUAUUUGCACUCAAAAUUAAUUAUCCACAAAAUGUAAAUUUACUUCGAGGAAAUCAUGAAACUCGUCAAAUGACAAAAGCUUUCCAAUUUAAGUUGGAAUGUGAAAAAAAAUAUAGUUCAAAGACAUUGUACAAAGCUUGUAUGCAUGCUUUCGACACAUUACCAUUAUGUGCUCUGGUUGAUUCACGUUUUCUAUGCAUGCAUGGUGGUUUAUCACCUGAUAUUCGUAUUUUAUCUGACAUUGAAAAUCUUGAUCGUUUCAUCGAAACGCCUCAUUCAGGUCCAUUAUGUGAUUUACUUUGGUCUGAUCCAAGUGAAGAUUUUGAUGAUAUUAAUGAUCAACAACCUGCUUUUAAACCAAAUAAAGCUCGUGGCUGUGCAUAUUACUUUUCCUAUUAUGCCUGUCGAGAUUUUUUACUGCGAAAUAAUCUUUUAUCGAUUAUACGUGGACAUGAAGUACAGAAAAAUGGUGUACGAUUUUUUCGCAAAUCAUCUCGUACUAAAUUUCCUGUACUUAUUUCACUAUUUUCAGCACCAAAUUAUUGUGAUACAUAUGAUAAUACUGCAGCCAUACUUAAAAUUGAUACUCAUCAACAAUUAUCUGUUGUAAACAUUGAUGCACAUUCUCAUCCAUUUGUCUUGCCGAAUUUUGAAAAUGGAUUUCAAUUUGGUGAACGAUUUGUUUUUUAUUAUGUUACUCAUCUUCUUCUUUCUAUUUUUAAUAUGUAUUCACCUGAAGAAUUAGCUGCUGAAGACGGUCGAGAAGAUAAAACGGGUAUGGAAUUAUUGAAUAAAAAGAGAUUAAUUGAAAUGAUGGAUAAAUCUUAUGGUGAUUUGAAAAAAUCAAAUAAGAUUACACUUAAUUUACGUGGUCUUACACCAUCUUAUAAGGCUUAUAAAGAAUUAUUGUCUCGACCAGAUAUUCAAGCAUUAAUCAAGGAAGCUGAAAAAGGACGAAUUAAGAGUUAUAAUCAAGCUAUUCAAUUAGAUCAAAUAUUUGAACGACGACCAAAUACUUGA
Rotaria sp. Silwood2 is the source of this 1395-nucleotide messenger RNA. NCBI's taxonomy places the organism in Eukaryota, Metazoa, Rotifera, Eurotatoria, Philodinida, Philodinidae. The record is from the annotation of a GenBank genome assembly.